This is a messenger RNA of Zootermopsis nevadensis, 4199 nucleotides long. RefSeq names its product stepping stone (gene sstn). NCBI's taxonomy places the organism in Eukaryota, Metazoa, Arthropoda, Insecta, Blattodea, Termopsidae. The record is from RefSeq and is a predicted model, not a curated record. Gene Ontology annotation, biological process: establishment of epithelial cell polarity.
AUAAGGAUGUGACGUGCUUUAUGUCACACGUAUGUUAGUUACUGUGAUAGUUUCUGCCCGAACACGCACGUUUCGCUCUUCUUAUUUUCUUUGUAUAAGCGUUUAUUCUGGUGCCGUGCGACUUCAUGUAACGCCAUAGUUCCUAAUCAUUAAUUGUACAAAAUACCUCCUUUUGUUAUCUGUGCUAAAUAUUACAUCUGUUGCGCAAGUUGGCUCUUAUAUGUUGGUAAUCUGUAAUCGACGGUGUUAUGGUAGGUGUACAGUGUACCGUUUCAUUUGUGGUGGGUAUGGAUAAAUUUUCACUAGAACAUCGAGUGUUUUUAUAUGACACGUACGUGAAGUGUAAUUCUGCCAGGAAAUGCCAGAGAAAAUUUAUUAGGAAGUUUCCCGGAGUUCGGGUUCCCCACAGAAAUACCAUCCAGAAUCUUGUUAAUAAAGUAAGAACAACUGGCGUGAUAACGGACUUGAAGCCAGAACGUACACGUCGAGUAUUAACUGAAGAAAAAUUGGACGAUAUCGCAGCUCGGCUUGAACAUUCACCUCAUAAGACUUUCAAGCGCCUUGCAGAAGAAACAGGGGUAUCAAAAUCGACCGUAAGAAUCGCAGCACAAUUAUUGAAACUACGGUCUUGCGAGACCGCAGUGGUACAGUCUUUGCAGCCAGAUGAUCCUGAUGCCAGAGUUCCUGUUCGACCCAUGGGUCCAAAACCCUCGGAAGGGGUCAGAGUGUUGCCUUCGUCUCCGCAGCCAGACCAGUCUUUCCGGCACACUUCUCCAGUAAGGCAGUGACAUGUAGGUAAUAUGUAGAGGCAGGGUAAGCAGAAUUGCCAGUUUGUGCUGACAUUGAGUAAUAUAUGUUGAUAUUAAUGUGCACCAGAGAUUUACUAUGCUGUUACUCAGUAUCUUUAUGCAGUUUUGCUGAGAAGUAUGUAAUAAAGUAUGUCCUAUCAUAAAGUAUCAUUCAGUUCAAACUGAAUUCAGGAAAGAAUGGUGUCUGAUUCAGUGCUGCUGCUGGGUUAUGAUAUUCUAUAUUCUUGUAGGUUAUUAGAAACAUUUUGGGGGGACCUGAUUUUAUCUUUUAUGUUCUUGAUUAUUUUUCUAAUUACAGGUCUAUUUGUUUCAGUGUGUGGUGAAAGAUUGUGCAGAGUAAAGCUUUAUUGGUGAAGGUCUUGCGUGUACAUUUAUUCAUAUUCUUUGUAUGAGUUACUGUUAAAAGUGAAUGCAGUGCAAGAUGGAACCUGAAGGUUUUCUGAAUAUUUACCUGAUUUGGUGCUUAAGAGGAGAACACAGAACAUGGCCCAAUGGCUUACUCAUCAGACACAUCAUGCCACUAAUCCCUUGAAACUUCUAGAGAUAUCAUUCCAAAUGUUUGAAAAUCUGAGUGGCAUGUAUGGUAUCCUGCAAGCUCAACUAUGGUAACAGUGACACGUGUCUGUACAGGUACGUGGAAAAAUUUGAGCUGAGAGUGGUUAUCAUAGUGUCCUAGAUCAGUCUACAAUGAGCCAUUAUAUUGAGAUUGUUAGUACAGUCACUGUUCCUGACUUAUGGAAACUUCAUAGAAACUGUUGAAAACAAAUACAGAGCUGGAGAAAGAUAUUGAAGUUUAUUACCAAACCAUUACCAGUAGUGAAGUUGGUAAUUCAGAGCAGCUAAUGUUCAUUGGCUGUAUUUCAGAAAGUGAGGGAAGAGAGCAAGAACGAGGAAGUGUGCGUGACAUGGUGGCUACACUUCAAGCUCGGCGAGAAGAAUUGGAAACCAAACUUAAUGAGAGAAACCAAGAAUUAAAGCUGCUAUGCAUUCAGGAAGCAGAGUUGACAGGAGUUUUACCACCAGAAACUCCUAUGGAACCUGGAGAGUUCCCACCGGUAUUCAGACGCCGUGUGGGAACAGCAUUCACUUACCCAGAGAACCUAAUCAAUGACAACAAGUUGAAAUCCAAAGAGGAGGAGACACUGACUGCAUUGGAAUUGGAGUGUAAAAUACAAAAGGGGAUUGCUGAAGCAGCACUUGGGCUUGCCAAUGACACUGCUGCGAGCAAAACUGCUCGGAGGAAGCACAGGCUUAUGUACCAGCAGAGUCGUCGUCGCCUCCUAGAACUAGAAGCAAAGUUUGACUUGUUACAGCAAUCCAGCAAAUCUCAACAUCCAAAGCAGAGGAAGAAGCCGCGGCCACCAUUAGACAGUGAUGUGGAAAAUAUAGAUCGUGAUGUGGUAGGUGAUGCUUUGUCACAUGACGGAGGAGUGAGUUUGUCACCUCUGAGUCCUGAAGCAGUCUCUGUUGAAAGUCAUCAGUACUGGGACAUUCGUCACUCUGCUACCUAUGAUGGCUUGUCUCGGCAUGCUAUGAGAGAUAUAAAAGGAGCCCAUCCUCAAUUGCAACGACAUGGCAGUGGUGGGUUGGUAACGAGCUCUGGAUUUGGGAAUGUACACUACAUGCAACAGUAUGUAACACUAGGAAGUGAACUGGAAAAUCACCGUCCAAAGUUGGAGAUAGGCCCCACUCCAACAUCUGCGUCCACUCUCCCCGGUUACUGGAUGCGACAUGAUUAUGGACCAUAUGUUGAGGUGGAUUCUGGCACGCGUCUGACAUCUGCUCCCAUGCCACGAUAUCUAGUUCCACAAACCCCAACUCAUGCACAAUCCCGUUGGAAUCAGGAGAGGAAGAGGUGGGAUCACGAUAGGUUUGGGAGCUUGGAUCGACGGAAAGCUGCUGCUCCCUCACACAGUAGCAGCAGUCCUUGUUUGGAGUCAUGGAGUAGUGAGGACUUGGAAAUUCAGAGCCAAAUGCAAGGACAUCAGGGUGUUAUGUAUGGUGUAUCCAAAUAUGGACACACUUCAACACAUCAUUCAAUCUUGUGUCCUGCUGUGGAGACGAAGCAGAGUCGAAGUGAUGAACCUCAUAUUCAGCAGGUGUUGCACAGUACUCGUUCUGUGAGUGGGGGAGGAGGCGGAGCAUUGCUCCCAAAUCAGACAUAUCCAGAGCACAGUUUGGGAAUGGAUGGACGUGGGGGAGGACUGCUCCGAACACAGUCUCUGGGUAGUGUAGAUCCACAGCCAACUGACACAUUAAAUAGGAAGCAUAAAGAGAAGGAAUGGUAUGAAACAUCACUGGAUGCAGCUCCUUCACAAGUCCCACAAGAACCACAGUCCCGACCAGCUUCAUCCUUGCGAAAGCGAUCUCCAGAACCUGGUGGACCAGCAACAAGUGAUGCUUCAAGUAAUCUUUCAAGAAGUAGUAGCAAUGUAUCCAGUGAACAGCGUCCUCAGUUUUUUGUGCAUCAUGUGUCCGCAAGUAAAAAUGAGACUUUUGACACAGUUGUGCCAUUUGAGUCACCAAAGAAUCACACAGUGGUUCAGGCUGGGAAGUGGCAGCCUUAUCGGGAAGUGACCAAACCUUUUGAAAUGUCAGACUUCUACAAAUAUAGCACAAAGUUUCGGAAAAAUCAGGAGAUGGGUCGUUCAUCUCUGGUGCCUUGUCCUGACUACAACAGCCAGCAGCCGUCUUACAAUGCAAGUUCCCCAGGAUCCCACACCCAUGUUCUCAAUGGUCCUGCGAUGUGCCUUAAUCGAGGUCCUCAUUUGGAAACUCCUACUCCCCAGCAGAAAGGAAUAUAUCAACCCUUGCAACCAAUGACCUGUCAACCACUGGAUCCAAGCACAAGGAGUCGGGUGGUUUCACCAAAUGCGUCAUUGGAUGGAAGUCUGGUAUUGGGAAGCGGAGAGUCACUUGCUGACGCUUUCUCCACAGAGAUGUUGGCUUGGUACCAAGAUCAGAACAUUCCUCGUUCAGCAACCCUUGUUUAACGGCAAUACUUAACGUAACUUGGUAGGUUGUGAGCUUUUUGAGAUAAUUUGGUGAGUUUUAGGACAUUUUCUUUUUUGUUUCUUAUGCCAUGUUAUGUAUCUGUAGGUAUGUACCGUAUAUUUUCACUAUCAUGCACAUUUUGACAAUCUCAUAAGCUGGUAUGUGGAUGUGCAUAGUUGACAUUUGUGCACUUAUUUUAGCCACUUGCUCUAUUACACUUAAAAUAUUUAACCAUUUAGUUAUUUUACUAUGUAUAUACAAACCAAAGAUUUGAAAUAAGAAAUUAUUUUUAAUACCUGGUACCUGUAAUAAGAAUUUUAAUGUGAAAUUUAAUGUUCUAAAUGACGUUUUGUUAUGUCAAUAAAAACAAACAAACCGUGCUUGUCAUACAUUUUA